ACCACCAUAAACGCCUGUUGCCCGUACAUCCACACCACUACGACUUUGCAAAACUCGGGGCUAGGGACGAUUCCUUCUCUCCCUUUCCGUCUCUCCGUCUUGCCUUUUGUCUUAUUCAUCCCACUCAUUUGGAUAAGUUUUUCUUGAUACUGGUCUUUUUGGUUGCUCAGAACGUGCCGCUACUCUAUUCGUCGCAAUGGGCUUUUUCUCGGAUCCCAAACCAUUGUCUGCCGUUACGGGCUUUAUUGAAACAUACACAUCGGACAGAUAUGCCGAGGACGACGUUUCCGGUAUAGUCCAAUUAUGCGAGGUCAUCAAUCUUCAGAGCACCGGUCCCUCUGAAGCUGCUCGUGCUAUUCGUAAGAAGCUCAAGUAUGGAACUGAGCAUCAACAACUUCGUGCGCUCUCUUUGCUGCAGGCACUCAUCGAGAACGCGGGUCCGACAUUUGUGCAUAAUUUUUGCGAUUCACGGCUGGUUGACCGAAUUGCCGCACUGACAACAGAAGUUGACGUGCCGAAAAGUGUGCAAAAACGUACAGUACACUUAAUUCGUUUAUGGCACACAGAAUAUAACGACGUGGAGGGCAUGCAGUCGCUCUGUGCUUUAAGCAAUCGUUUACCACACGGAAAGCAGGCUUUCCGGGCUCGUGGUUCUUCUCGCGAUGGCGCCGAGACGACUACGCACCGUACGGUAGACAUGAAGAAGGCGACUCCCAUGUUAGAGAAGCUGAUUGCAUCUGCUAACUUUGCUUCUACAAAUCUCACAAACGCCGUUCAGCGUCUUAACCCCAACAUUCAAAGUCCCGCCGAGAACAAGCAGGUCGUUCAAUCUUACAACGAUUGUCGUCGACUUCGUCGCACAAUCCUUCGUUAUGUCCAGGCGAUUACGGAUGAAAUGUGGUUGGGCACUUUGUUGAAAGCCAAUGAUGAAAUCAACAAAGCCAUUGAAUUGUUUAAAAACAGUGAGGAGUCUCACAACACACGCAGCGAUGACGGAGCAACUGAAAGCGACUAUGCCUCUACCGUCUACACAAGUUCUUCUGGCCGCACUAGUCGACGUCCUUCUCGCAACCGUCACUUCGACGCCGAGCAUACGUACGCUAAUGUCAACGAGGAAGACGAAGAAGCCGACAUGGAAGAUGAUGACGAUGACGAAAACAAUCCUUUUAGCGAUCGCAACCGUGUCGAUUAAUGUUGUUUGGCUUUGCUUAUAAUUGAAAGUGUACAUAGGAACAAGACUGCGGGGCUAAAUGUGGAACAAAUGUGGAGUAAUCGCCAAUCUUAACUGGA
Molecule: messenger RNA, 1290 nt
Organism: Schizosaccharomyces japonicus yFS275
Lineage: Eukaryota; Fungi; Ascomycota; Schizosaccharomycetes; Schizosaccharomycetales; Schizosaccharomycetaceae
Product: cortical component Lsb5
Exons: 2
Coding region: 197-1192 (331 amino acids)
Biological process (GO): intercellular transport; endocytosis; actin filament organization
Molecular function (GO): ubiquitin binding; phosphatidylinositol binding
Source: RefSeq, a predicted model, not a curated record